AUGGAAUCGAUAUUAGAUUUCUCACAAGAAUUAAAUAUCAAUCUAUUUGAUCAAAUUGUUGAAACAUUUUAUAAAGGUUCUGGUAAUGAUCAAAAACAAGCUGCUUUAAUUCUAUCUCAAUUUCAAGAGCAUCCUGAUUCAUGGAAAUUAAGUGACAAAAUUUUAUCAAAUUCAUCAAAUUCACAAUCAAAAUAUAUUGCUUUAAGUUGUCUUAACAAAUUAAUUCAAUAUAAAUGGAAAACUAUAAGUGAUGAUGAAAGAAUUGGUAUUAGAUUAUUUAUUAUAAAUAUGAUUGUUUCAUUAUGUAAUAAUGAUGAAGAAUUUGAAACUCAAAGAGCUUUAAUUAAUAAAAUUGAUUUAACUUUAGUUUCAAUUUUAAAACAAGAAUGGCCUCAUAAUUGGCCUGAAUUUAUACCUGAAAUUGUAGUAAGCUCAAAAUCAAAUUAUAAUGUUUGUGAAAAUAAUAUGAUUAUAUUAAAAUUAUUAAGUGAAGAAAUUUUUGACUUUUCAGAAGACCAAUUAACCACGGCCAAAAUUUUACAAUUGAAGAAAUCAAUGGAAUCUGAAUUUGAAGAAAUUUUUAAAUUAUGUUAUGAAAUUUUAGAUAGAACCUCAAAACCUUCAUUAAUUAUUAGUACUUUAAAUGCUUUAUUAAAAUAUAUUCAAUGGAUUCCAAUAAAUUAUAUAUAUGAAUCAAAUUUAUUAGAUUUAUUAAGUAAAAAAUUUUUAUCUCCAAAUGAUACAAGAGCAAUAUCAUUAAAAUGUUUAACAGAAAUUAGUUCAUUAAAAAUUGAUCAACAAUAUGAAGAAAAGACUAUUUUAUUUUUCAAAAAUGCCAUGGAUGAAAUUAAACAAAUUGUACCACAAACAACUAACCUUAAAGAAAGUUAUAAAGUUGCAACUUCAUCAGAUCAAUCAUUUUUACAAGAUUUAGCAAUGUUUUUAUGUACGUUUUUAUCAAAUCAUUUAUUAUUAUUAGAAAAAUAUGCAAUACAAUCAGAACCAUCAAUAAAACAAUUAUUGCAAGAUUCUUUGUUUUAUUUAUUAAAUUUAUCAAGAAUUGAAGAAAGAGAAUUAUUCAAAACUUGUUUAGAUUUUUGGUCUAAUUAUGUUUCUGAAUUAUUUAAAGAAACUAAAGAAGUUUCAAAACAUGAUUUAUCCCCAAUUAUGCAAUUAGCAAGAGGUGGUUCACAAGGUGCACCAGAUCCAACAUUAUUAGCAAAAUAUAAUCUAAGACAACAUCAAUAUCAGGAAGUUUUAUCAAAAUUAAGAUUAGUGAUAAUUGAAAAUAUGGCAAGACCAGAAGAAGUUUUAGUUGUUGAAAAUGAUGAAGGUGAAAUUGUUCGUGAAUUUGUUAAAGAAUCUGAUACAAUUCAAUUAUAUAAAUCAAUGAGAGAAGUUUUAGUUUAUUUAACUCAUUUAAAUGUAAUUGAUACUGAGCAAAUUAUGCUUGAAAAAUUAGCAAGACAAAUUGAUGAAAGUGAAUGGUCAUGGCAAAAUAUAAAUACAUUAUGUUGGGCUAUUGGUUCAAUAUCAGGUGCUAUGAAUGAAGAUAUGGAAAAAAGAUUCCUUGUUAAUGUUAUAAAAGAUUUAUUAAGUUUAACUGAUAUGAAAAGAGGUAAAGAUAAUAAAGCAGUUGUUGCUUCAAACAUAAUGUAUAUUGUUGGUCAAUAUCCAAGGUUUCUUAAAGCACAUUGGAGAUUCCUUAAAACUGUUGUUAAUAAAUUAUUUGAAUUUAUGCAUGAAACUCAUGAAGGUGUUCAAGAUAUGGCUUGUGAUACAUUUAUAAAAAUUACAAAUAAAUGUAAAAAACAUUUUGUGGUUAUACAACAAAAUGAAACAGAACCAUUUAUAAAUGAAAUAAUAGCAGAUAUUCAAAGUAUAACUGAAGAUUUACAACCUCAACAAGUUCAUACAUUUUAUGAAGCAUGUGGUAUAAUAGUAAGUGCACAAAAUAAUAACAUUCAAAGAGAUAAAUUAUUGAAUGAUUUAAUGAAUUUACCAAAUAUGGCAUGGAAUGUUAUAGUUCAAAAAGCAAGUUCGGAUCCACAAUUAUUAAGUGAUACCGAUACUGUUAAAAUUAUAGCAAAUAUUAUUAAAACAAAUGUUGCAGUAUGUAAGGCUUUAGGACCUGGUUUUUAUUCACAAUUGGGAGUAUUAUAUUUAGAAAUGUUAAAUUUGUAUCGAUCGGUAUCACAAAUGAUUUCCAAUUUAGUUGCAGAAAGUGGUAUAAUUGCAACAAAGACUCCAAAAGUUAGAGGUUUAAGAACUAUUAAAAAAGAAAUUUUAAAAAUGAUUGAAACUUAUAUAAAUCAAGCUGAUGAUACAAAGCAAAUUGUUAAUGAUUUAACACAGCCAUUAUUUAAUGCAACUCUUGAAGAUUAUUCACAAAAUGUUCCCGAUGCAAGAGAUUCAGAAGUUUUAAGAUGUUUAACUGCUUUAGUUUCAAAAGUUGGUAAAUUAAUACCUGAAGGUGUUGUGUUAAUUUUACAAAAUGUAUUUGAAUGUACCUUGGACAUGAUUAAAAAUGAUUUUAUAGAAUAUCCAGAACAUAGAGUUGAAUUUUAUAAAUUAUUAAAAGAAAUUAAUUCAAAAUCAUUCCAAGGUUUAUUACAAUUAAGUGGAGAAGCAUUUCAAUCAUUAAUAAAUGCUGCAUUAUGGGCAUUUAAACAUAAUAAUAGAGAAGUUGAAGAUAAUGGAUUACUGUUAACUUUAGAAUUAUUAGAAAAUGUUGAAAAAUUGGGAGAUACUCCAUUCACUCGUGCUUUUUAUACAAAUUUUUAUUUUCAAAUUUUAUCUGAUACUUUAUGGGUAUUUACACAACCUGAUCAUAAAGCUGGUUUUAGAUAUCAAGCUCAAUUAUUAGCAACAUUGAUACAUUUAGUACAGGAUGAUGUUAUAAAAGUUUCAUUAUAUACUCCAGAUCAAGCACCACAAGGUACUUCAAAUCAAGAAUUUUUAAAACAAUAUUUAUCUAAUUUAUUAUCAUCAGCUUUUGAGAAUUUAAAACAAGAACAAUUAAUUACUUUCUUAACUGUUUUAACUACUACUUAUAAUGAUUUAUUUAAAUUUAGAUCAAUUUUAAGAGAUUUCUUGGUGCAAUUGAAAGAAUUUGGUGGUGAACCAACUGAAUAUUUAUUUGCAGAAGAUAAGAGAUUAGAAAAAGAAGAACAAGAUAAAAAACAAAGAGAAAAAGAUUUACAAGUUGGUGGAUUAAUUAGACCUUCAGAAAUGGAUGAUGAGUAA
Messenger RNA from Insectozyma verbasci, 3246 nucleotides. The record is from the annotation of a GenBank genome assembly. Lineage: Eukaryota; Fungi; Ascomycota; Pichiomycetes; Serinales; Debaryomycetaceae.